This is a messenger RNA of Mobula hypostoma (lesser devil ray), 1670 nucleotides long. It is a transcript of the gene haus8, whose product is annotated as HAUS augmin like complex subunit 8. The coding region runs from base 20 to 1426 and encodes 468 amino acids. NCBI's taxonomy places the organism in Eukaryota, Metazoa, Chordata, Chondrichthyes, Myliobatiformes, Myliobatidae. The transcript is spliced from 15 exons. The record is from RefSeq and is a predicted model, not a curated record.
GGCAGUUUUGGAAGUAAAAAUGGCGGAGCGGAAUAAUCUGAGAACGAACAGAUCUGCAAACCUGACCGCAAGUAAACAGCUGAAGGCUGAGAAUGAGCCGAAAACAGACCAUAGAUCUUCAAAACAAUCUUCCCAAAAAAUGACCAUGCAGGCUGCUUCAAAGCAGUUGACCAACAAGCCUAGCACACCAAAUCCAAGGCAGAAAAGCUCUUUGGGACAAGACAAGACUUUAAAGGAUGAAUUAAGUGGGUCUGGCAGAAAGAUUAGAAGUUCAGUAAGUGUGCCAGAUUUAAGUGAAUCAAAGAACUUGCCCACUGCACAAAGAUCAUCCUCGACAGCAAUGAGGCCGACUACGAUACCAACUCCAACAAGGCUAAGCUUGAGUCAGUGCAGUUCUACACAAAAAAAGCAUGGCACUUCUCAAAACAAAACAAUCAAAAAAUCAACUAAAGAAGAAAAUGAAGGGUCAGACUUAGCAUCCUCAAUGGAAGUGUAUAAUAAAAAAUUAAAAGGAGCCCGAGUUGUUUCAUCUCGAUUUCGAGAAGCUGCAGCCACAAGGAAGAAAGUGGUCAAUAAGGGUCAUGAGAAAAAUUCUGGACCUGAAUUGAAACGACUAAAUGCAGCAAAAAAGAACAUAGCCCUCCACUCUACAGGUAUUGAAGAAAGCAUGCUUAUGCCUUCUCUAGACUGGGAUUUAUCAGUAAUGAAACCUGAAAUUUCUCCAGUUGAAGUCCCAGAAUGUACAGGCAAUAUGGAAUCUGCUUUGAACAUCACUUCUCAGAUGGCUCCUCACUUGUCUGAAGAAGAAAACAUUGAACAAAUGGAUUUUGAUGAAUUACUGUUCUCCUAUAUGACCAUUAAGAGGGAAAACUCUUUGGAAAAAUACCAAGAUGAUGCAGAACGGAACUUGCUGCUGCUUGAAGAGCAAAACCAGCGUUUGCGCAGAGAGAUAUUUGAAUACAAACAAGAGUAUAUUAUGCGGGAAAAGAAAAAGCAGUUGAGUUUGAUAAUAGAGCAGCAGAUGGAACUUUUAAAACAAGUGGUGCCAUGUCUCAAACAAUUCAAAGUUCAGUACAAAUCUUUGGGUCAAGCUCUUGAUGCAACAAGGCACAGUCUUCCGGUGGAGAACAUAUAUAUGUCAGAAGACCCAAGAGAGGACUUGGCAAAGUUGAAAAUUGACCUGGAAACAACACAACAGCUUCUAAAGGGACUUAGACUUGGAGUGGACAAAGAAAAUUCCAAUGCUUUGGCUGUAUUUAAGGAGCUCGGGGUGACUGCUGAAAAUACAGUUAAAGAGAUGAAAAGUUUUUUCCGGAAUAUUGAAGAAAUGGCCUCUUUCAUUAGUCGAGAGACUGCUCUGAUUCACCAAGAACUAGAUGAAGAAGUUUUGGGGAUGGAUGUCUCGAUGAAAGGAAUUUUCAAAUAGCCCAUUCUUUUUCUAUUAAUUUAAUUGCACACAUGCUACAUGUUAGAUUUUAUUGUGCACACCAUUUGCUUUGUAAAUAACAUGAAUAAAAUGUAGCUUUGCAUAUCAUAGUUUGUGUUUGUUAUUGAUGAAGAGUAGAUGCUUCUCCAUGGCGAGCAGGGCAAAUCUCAGGUACAGGUAGUUGAUGGGCAGCCUUUUUCUUUUGAAAAGGUGUUGCAGGCAGUUCCUUACUUUUGAUUUUAGG